Messenger RNA from Pleuronectes platessa (European plaice), 3978 nucleotides. It is a transcript of the gene lrtm2a, whose product is annotated as leucine-rich repeats and transmembrane domains 2a. The coding region runs from base 656 to 1858 and encodes 400 amino acids. Gene Ontology annotation, cellular component: plasma membrane. The record is from RefSeq and is a predicted model, not a curated record. The transcript is spliced from 7 exons. Lineage: Eukaryota; Metazoa; Chordata; Actinopteri; Pleuronectiformes; Pleuronectidae. Gene Ontology annotation, molecular function: protein binding.
UCUCUCUCACUCACACACACACACACACACACACUCUCUCUGUCUCUCUGUCUCUCUCUCUCUCUCUCUCCCUCUGUCUUUUUCAUACACACACUCACGCCUCUCAGACGCACACGGCAGCGCACAAGCCAGGGAGCAGGACCGCGCUGGACGUAUCAUUCAGGCAGGGAAUAGAUCGGGAGAAAGGAUUAAAUAUCUCCAUCCUUCUCCCUCUAAGGACUUUAUCCUCUCUUCCCUACUCUUCUGUCUUUAAGCCUCUCUUCACCUCGUUUUUCUCCUCCACAAUCCCUCAUUUUUCCGCAAUUCAUUGGUGGGUUGAAAGGAAGCUGGGGGAUUGUCUCUAUACAGAGACCAGGAUUAUUCUUACAAAUUUCAUUUCACCAGGAUCGUGAAUGUAUGGAUAUCUUUACCUGAAGGGGACAGUUUUUCUUCAAUGUUUCGUCCUGUGAGAGAUUUUGUAAUUUUGGUAUAUUUUUUUGGGGGGGUGACUGAAGGCAGAAAGCUAUAAAGGCUGGUGCUGUCUGAGAUAUUUGGUCAAAAGGUGUUUUGGUGUACCUUUUCCCAGUCGCUGCCUUAGUGGAGGCCGCAGGCAUGGUGGCUUGAUGCCCCCAUAGCCCCGCUCCUCCAACAGAGCAAGGCUACAAAGCUCUGUCUCAUGCCCCCCCACAGCCACCCCCCUGGCGGGGGCACUGGCCUGCCCCCGUCCAGUGAUGCCUUCCACUUGGCAAGACCUGUCUUCCUCUCUGUCCUCAGCCUUCUGGCAGUGCUGCUGCCAACGGCCUCCUCCUGCCCUCCUCCCUGUCUCUGCUCCUCAGAUGGUUUGGUGGUGGACUGCGGGGGCCGGGGACUUUCUGCCCUGCCUUCCCUGCACCUCUUGCCACCCAGGAGCCGCUCCUUCCUGCUAGCCAACAACAAGCUCGCCUCGCUGGGAGCCUCUGCCUUCGCUAACCUCUCCUCACUGGAGGAGCUGGACCUUUCUAAUAACUAUCUAGAUAAUUUACCAGCUGGAUUAUUCAGAGACAUGUCCAACCUUACGAGACUGACUCUGCACAACAACUCAUUAACAGGGAUGGAGAAGGACCUCUUCCAGGGUUUGGGGGGCCUUCAAAGACUGGAUCUGUCCCUGAACGGACUGUCCUCUGUUCCUCUGGGGCUACUGGAUGAGCUGCAGAGUCUCAGGUGGCUGUCUCUGUCGGGCAACCGGCUCCAUGGUUUAGAGAGGGCAGCGUUUGAGCCCCUCGCCAACCUGCAACAUCUGGAAUUGGGAAACAACCCGUGGGAAUGUGACUGCAACCUCCGCGAAUUCAAACACUGGAUGGAGUGGCUGCUGUAUAGAGGGGGGAAGGUGGACGCGGUGGAGUGCACGCUACCUAAGGAUCUGCGUGGGCGAGACAUCCGCGGUGUUCCAGUGGAAAUGUUCAACUACUGCCUCCAACUUGAGGACGAGAACGGAGGAGGUGAUAGUUCCCGUUCUGGACAGAAAGGAGGUCCACCCUGCAGCAGGAACGCUCUUAACCCCAGUGGGGCGACACCAAUUACUGACAACAGCGUCAACACUGGUGAUGACUCCUCUUCGAGCAGAGGAGGGGGAGGCGCAGGUGGGGAGGCCCCAUCGGAUUGUGUCCGUGCUCGUUACAAGCCUGUGAGCGUGCGCCGCGCUAUAGGCACAGUGGUGAUUGCCGGCGUGGUUUGCGGCAUCGUUUGCAUCAUGAUGGUUGCAGCUGCGGCCUACGGCUGCAUCUACGCCUCCCUGAUGGCCAAAUACCAGAGAGAGCUGAAGAAAAGGCAGCCGCUGAUGGGAGACGGCGAGACAGACGGAGAGGACAGGGAGGAGAAACAGAUCUCCUCUGUGGCCUAGAGGAGUGAUGGGACGGAGGAUUGGCGUGUCAGAGGUGAAGGUUGAAAGGGUGAUAAUUUAAAGGGCUCAAAGAGGAGAGAGAUGGAAGAGUUUGCUUCAUGCACAUAAGACAGUUAUGGUAUCUCUCCCUCUGACUCUCAAACUGACACCUUUUCCCCACUUUUUGUCUUCCUUUCUUUGUCCUCUUUCUAUUUUUAACUCUCAGUCCCUCUCUCGAACAAACUCCCUUGCACACAUACCUUAUCUGUUCCCUGAUUUUCUUGACCAUUUGGAGACAUUCUCACUGCAGUAUUUGCUCCCAAUCAUCCGUCCAACUCCUACCACCUACUACCACUUGGCCAAGAGAAACAAAUUAUUGGUAAUAUAAUAUAAUACAUAUCAUUUAAGCUGUUACAAGACACUUGUGGUCAGUCAGUAUUAGUAAAAGGUGGAUUGAAUUUUCAGGGAUUUACAGUAUAUUCAGUGGUGUUUGGACCAAUAUUCAUAAUAAUGAGAGGAAUGCACGGCUUUUGUUUUGUUUGUAUCUUCCUCCUCCUAAACUUUGACAAAGCCAGUAGUUUCUCCCAAAAAAAGAGGACUCCAAGCCAGGACCCUUCACCUUUGUCUGGCCUAAUGCUCCUCUUACGUUCCUUUGGACCUCCACAUCCCAAAGAAACAGACAACACUGGAAAACGUGGAGGAAACGUUUGUGGAUAAACACAAAGAGAUGUCAUUUAAAUAGUCAACACCUCUUGAAAUGGGGAUAGUAAGAUUAUAUGUUGAUAGUGAAUUAAACAUGGAUCCCCCACAAUGUCUCUCAAGACUUAUGUACGGCAGGAAACAAUCUGCAUUGAUAAAUAAUUCAUAAUUUGUGGAUGACUAGAAAUAGACGAUGUCUGGACUACGUCUGCUUCUCUCUGGAUCUUCUCUGGACAAACAACACUCCUCCAGUUUGGAGCUGAUAUGUGCAUGAGAUUCUACAAUGGAUGUCAUUUAUCAUUUCGAUGGCGAACAAUUUUCCUGUAUUAGUCUCUUUUAUUCAGAAAAAGGCUCUUGCUUAUUUGAUGCUCGUUAAAUGAUCACGGACAGAUUAAAAGCCUGGUAUCAUGGCGAAAUAGGUGUCGGAUACAUUUUGGAGUAAGCUUCGUUCAGAGAUGUCUUCACAAUUGUAUUGAUGAAGCGGUUUAAAGGACCACAGAAUAUAUUUUAAGGCAUAUGCUCUAUGUUCCGAGAUCAUUUGCAGACUGAUUUCACCCUCAGAGGUUAAAGUUUGCUACUGAGGCACAGAAAAUCUCAGAGAACAAGGACUACAACAAUCCAUCUAAGGACUACAAAAUUCAGACUCCUGCACUUUAUUUUCCUAAUCAGUUACCCUCUGGUCUCCCUCUCCUUCUCCCUCCCUCUUUCUAAGAUGGAAGAUUUGCCCAGAGGGGUUAUAAUGAACAAGGGAUUAAACAGAAGACGCUGCUAUUUUUUACCCCACCUCCUUCUUGUCCCUUUAUCUCUCCAUCCAUAUUUCCAUCUAGCGCUAUUUAUGGAAAGUUGUUCACACUUCCUUAAAGAUUUCCACCUUCUGUCUUUCUUUUCCCCUCCCGUAUGCCAUGUUGUCGUCUCUUGUGUUUUCCCCAAAGGAUCUGCAAUAUGCAAUGGAAGUUGUGUCACUUUAACUUGAAACUGUACUCACUGCCAAAGAGUCCUUGUGAUAUCUACAUAGCAAUCACCUAUUUAAAUCUGUUCAAAUAUUCUCAAUGCAUUUACAACAAAAGCCAGCUGAUUUGAUUUACAUAAGUAUGUUUUCUUGGAUAUCCUAUUUGAUGCAUUUGAAAUGUUUAUUUAAAAUAUACAAAAAUCUGGCUUUCAUUGCAUAUUGCUUCCCAACAGUAGAACAAUUGUUCCCUCUCAACUUUUAAUUGGCUGGAAAGUAAACUCAUAUUACUAGUGUGUUAUCUUAUACAUGGGUAUGAUACAGAUAAAUAUAAAUAUACUAGUCUCUACUAUGGUGUGUUGGCCCAGCGAUCCCCAAAAUGUUUUUGAUGUGACUGUUCAUGGGUUUUCUGUAUCUAUUCAUGAUGUUUGUCUUUUGUUGUGUUUGUAAUGUUGAUAUUUCAUUUUUUUGGUUUUAAAAUCUCUGUAAUGUUUGA